Molecule: messenger RNA, 4194 nt
Organism: Babesia bigemina
Lineage: Eukaryota; Apicomplexa; Aconoidasida; Piroplasmida; Babesiidae
Exons: 1
Coding region: 1-4194 (1397 amino acids)
Source: RefSeq, a predicted model, not a curated record
AUGGCGGCACAUGGAGUGAAGUUAGACACUCUGAAGGACUGUCUCCAGUUUUUGGAGUGGUUGCAUAGUGACAAGGAUAUGCAAUACGGGGUGACUCGUCGACUGGAAAGGCUGCUCGAAAAAAGGUAUGAAAAAGUUAAAGAGCAGCCAAUCGCAAAAGCAUUGUCUCAGUUCCUCGCCCACACGUCAAAUUUUUAUAAGAAACUAUGCCACAAGGCAGGGCAAGGCGAAUAUAAACCUGGUAAACCUAGAGAUGCUCUCUAUGCCCUCUUGCUAUGUAUACCAAGAUUGCUCGCCGUGAUGUAUUUUUUGAGGUACCAAGUGGACGAUAAGUUCGAUAAAGUUGGCGGAGGUAAGUGGGCGGGGAAUGCUCCUGGGUGGGGUGUACUUGGAAGAUCGUUUGAAAUUAUAGGAGGUGAACUGGAUAAGUACCUCCAUGCUCAGUCCACAGAAAAUAAAUACGGUGUGAUACCAGGCGGUUUCACUAAAGGCGACAUUCAACGUAAUAAAAGCUAUGCCCAGGGUUCUCUUAUGGCAGGGGACCUCGAAAAAAUCUGUGAAAAACAGAAUGGCCAAUUGUUUCGUGACGUCUUCGUCAUUUCGGUGUUGUCUAAAACUUCUGGAGCCGACACUGCGAACGUCGCAAACGCUCUUCGUUUGGUGGAAGACUUUUAUGGGAUAUUCAGAGGAGUAACGGGUGAAAAAGACUUUACAAGUGAUUUACAAUCUAGGGACAAUUGCAUUUCUUGGCGAGCUUUAAAAGACCAUUGCAUCAAAUCUAAAGACCCGCUUGAAAAAAUUUUUAAGAAGCAUCAAUUCUCCUUCACUGGCUAUGCGCAAAGAUAUGAAUACCUCAACAAGGAAAAAAUAGCUAGUAAGAUGGCUAAGUGGCUUCAAAAAAAUUUGGGAGACGUGAGAAGUAAAUUAAAAGGAAUUACUCCACAGGUGGAUGCCAAAACGUUUGCCACUACGUCUCUAUUUCCUUAUGGAUUUACAUUUUAUGACAGCGACUUCAAAAAGAAGAAGAAUCCUUAUCAGGCUUUUAAAAAGGACUGGGAUACGGUAAUCGGCGACCUUCAGAAGGAUAACGGCGAUUUGGCAAAACUUAAGGACAUUUUAGAUGGGAACCGCUGCGCAAAUGGACAAAAGAAAAAGGAGCCCAAGCCUAAACCUAAGGCUAAGCCUACGCCCGACGCUGGGUCCGAGCCUGCACCUGAGCCUGAGCCUGAGCCUGGGCCUAAACAUGAGGAUGAGCCUGAGGAUGACGAUUACCUUGAGUCUGACGUUGAUUCUGAUGAAGAUUUGAUGAACGCAUUAUCUGACGAAGAGUCUGAAGCCACUAAAACCGAGGCCGCUAAGCCAGUGGUCACUAAAACUGAGGCGACCAAAACUGACGAUGCAGAGCCUACUGCAAACCAGGGCAAGAAAGCGGAGGGAGCACAGAACCAGGACAAGAACGCGGAGCACUCAUCUACCGCCCUUCAACAAGAUGCGCAUACUCAAUCACCUGGUGCCCCUGGUUCCAGUAGUGGUCAGGGCACGGGUGAUCAGAGAUCUGCUUCUGACGCUGAUCAAGGAAGUGGUCUAAAGUCACAAUCAGGUGCAGGUGCCAGUAGUUCUCUACCCGCUGCUCCUGGUACUUCUCCAGGUGGUGGUGGCGGUGGAGGGGGUGGGGAGUCAGGAGAAAAGGGGGAUGGUAAGGCUAAACAAGGAGCAGUAGAUUGUCCGCCGAAAUUCACCCCAGUUGAACUAUGGCAGGGUAGCGGUAAGUACUGUAUUCGUGAUGUCGAUUACAAGGAACAAGGAAAACGUCAUAAGCAGUGGGACGAAGAUUUAGAAAAAACACAAAGAAAUGUCCAAGAACGAAUACGUAAGGCUGAAGAUAAACUGCGAAGGCAAAAGGAAGCCGAAGAACGUAUAAAGGAAGAUGAGAAACAAAGAAUGGAGGAAGAGGAACGUGAAAAGGAAAAACACCGCCAACUUCAACGUGAGGCUAUGCUUCCAGAGAUUGAUGUCUAUAAACAGCAAGAUGGGCGUUUAUUUGAUAUUGGAGAAAAUGACAAAUCAAAUUUCCAUCAAUUCUUUAGAAACGAUUUGAACGUCAGAGGGGAAGUCAUACGGGAAUCCCCCGAUGUAACACUAGAAAUUAUGCAUCCCACGGUGCCUGCCGAAACCGAAGAGGAAGAACUGCCGAAUUAUCCAAUGCCUCAGAGUUCACAACCGCUUUCACCGCCAACAGUUGAUGGAUCAGCUGUAACUUCAAAUUCAGAUAACUUUAUUCGUCCUGAUUCACCAGCUAAAGCUUUCUCUGCCAUAUCCAUUACACCCACCGGUUUUGAUGGUCAACCUGUAGUUAAACAAAUACCUAAAAGGAACCACUCUGGAGCAAACAAACGGUUGAGGCAGUAUCUAACCAAAUAUGCAGACGUCGAAACUUCCGUUAUAGAGCCGAUAAAAUUGACUCAUAAGCCUAAGCACAUCAUGGUUGAAGGUCACACAACACCGAACUCCAAAGGCGUACAGAGGUCUAUGCCGCCUGAGUUUUUUGCUUCCAUUGGCAUUCCUCAGGGACAACCAUUAAAACCAUCAGAUACAAGAGUGUAUAUGCCACCCAAAACAGACAUGAUGGGCCAGGCUACGGCAGACUCCAAGGGCAUACAGAAUUUUGCUGUUCCACAAGGCUCCGCUGCAAUUGGAAUUCCGAUGGGAUACACGAUAAAAGAUCCCAAGACUCCAACUAGAUCAACAAUUCAUCUACUUCCGGCGCCAAAACUAUCAACGAAACCCAUCCGAAUGAAACCAACAGGUAUUGCUAUGCCUGCACAUAAGCAUCCUCCCAUCCUUCGACACGCCCCAAUUACAACUGAAACAUCUGACGAUCCCUCAAUGGCCAGAUUUUUGAAUGUCUCCGGCACCAGUCUGACAAAAUCAUCAAAAGCCAAUGCCAAGGCUCCCGUGUUACAGGAGAUAGAUCCCCCAGUUCCACAAUCAAUGUUAAGCGGAUCACACGUGCCAGAUGCCGAAUUGCCAUCCUCGCCGCUUCCUAGAGACACGUUCCUCACUGAGCCACAACCAACCAUGGGAUUCCAGAUAGAAUUCCCGAAACGCACUGUACGCAAUGUCGAGCCCGAAAUCGGUCUUUCCAUAGAGGUAGCUCACCAUGGCGAUCGCACUAUUAACGACAUAGACCUAUAUGACCCUUAUGCCAAUACGGCCGACAUCAUUAAAGACGAGUUAAGACCUGCAGAGGAUAAAGGCUUCUCAGGCCUUCCCCAGACUAAUUUCGAUCUGAACUUUGCGCCGGAACGUAUCGGACUUGAGGGGUACGAUGAUCCCGGGAUGCCACGUGACUCUCCAAGGAAGGCAGAUGAACGUGUUAUUACUCCAUUCGGCAGAGAUGAAUGUCUUAACCCCUGGUCCGUUGACCCUUCAUCCACUGACACAGCCCCUGUGACUCACUCCCCUUCCCCAGCCACCGACCAUCUCCCCCCGCCCCAAACCGUUCGGGAAAUGCUCUGCUGGUUUGUGGGAUUGAGUCAAUAUGGACUUAUUGGAGUGGUUACGGAACAUGUUUACAGCCUUCUGAGGGAACUUAACAAAGAUACUUCCCAUCCUACUGAUGCCAUCGAGGUCACCGGGGAUCCCGGCCAGCUGACCGCUUCCAUGGUCAUCGCCAAACUGACCGAGGCGUGCCUCUACUCAGCCACCGUUAUCUACAAGGUCAGGCAUAACAAUGACUUCAAAGCCUUUUCUACCUUCGACUUCAAAAAAGAAUAUAGUCAGCUUCAUUAUGCUGCUGACCCCGCCUGUCUCCUCUGCCAGCUGCGUGACUACGUGUACGCCUGCCACCACCAGUUGGAGUUUCUGAAGGCGCAGUGUAGUCGGGCUAAACUGAGUGGUGGUUGGCGGGAUUGCCACUACGGCAGUGACAUCACUGCUUCCGAGUACCCCCUCCAGGCGUUCCUGACUGACGGCUGGGACUCGGACUUCGAGACGCACCUCUUCGACCCGUGCAAUCUGUGCCUAAAGAGCCGCGUCAGGAUGGGAUUCAGGAUGGAGGAUUUGCCUGAGAAGUCACAACUGGGAAGUGUCAUUUCCUCUAUCCUCACUCCCAGCUGCGGCGGUGAGGACCCAUUGCUGAGAUUGUCCUCCUACCUCAACUGCCUCACCAAGAUACAGGGCCACUGCCUCUAA